AUGAGAAUAGAUCUUUUCAUAUUUGCUUUUGAUUGGUCCGUUCGCGAACUCUUCUCGGAGAAUUGGUUUUAUCGUAGAAUCGGUUAUCACGUCAAUCAGACGAUGUACGUGGGCUCUAUUAAGUCAUUCGUAAUGGCCGAAGAAACAUCACCAAGGGAGCUUGCAACGCCGUCAAAAUCGUCUAACUUGCCGGUUCUGACGACGCCAACAGGUGGCCGCCUCUACAAUCCCUUCCACGAGGACUACGUGGCUCACCUUGAUGAGGCCACCGUCACCCCAGGCCUCUUUGUGCCGCCGAACAGGUUUGCCUCGAGGAGUGAGGCAGCAAAACCCAUCCCCUUUGUCUGGUCUCCUGAGAUUAAGGGGGAUCACUUUCCUACCGAAAUUGACGAAAAUCCCACCUAUCAACUCCAAAUGCAGCAGAAGCUGGAUGCGGAUGUCGAGGAAGCUGCACAAAGCAAGAUAACAAAGUAUUUCCAAAGUAACAUAAUAGCUCCUAGUCCCGAUGUGUCUAGAAAACCUUUUACAGUGGAAGUUCAAACCAGCAUGUCUGUAGCCCCGGACACCGAUCUACCUUCCCUUCUACAGAAGGCCAUAGGGCUUGAGGAGAAGGAGAAUGUUGUUUGCGGUGGAGAGGGUUCGAAUCUCUACCAAUGUGGGGUCAUCUUCUCUGAGGCCAGUGCGGAGCGUACGGAGGAUUCCUAUCUGCGUUACCCCAGCGCCAUAUGCCCAUCUUGCCUGAGAGGGAAUCUGCCGAGUUUCCGAAAACGACGUAGUCUCUUUGCUGAAAGCUUUGAUAUGGACACAGUCAAGGAUGUUGCAGCUUCCCCUGAUGAUACUCGCAGCAUUCACGAUACCCAGUUUGUUUCGGCUGAGGAUAUGGAAGCUAUGGCAGAUGACCUCGGCCUGCCAGUUAACUGGGCUUCCGAAUCAAUCUCCUUGAGCUCUCGUUGCCAAAACAAAAGAAGUCCCAAGGAUGUUGAUAGGUUUAAUCAAAGUGGCAACACCAAUCUAACUGGACUCCUAGAACAUGCAGGAAUUGGUUCGUGUAGAACACCCUCUUGCGGACCCAAAAAGUCUCAUCUAUUUGAGCCUGUGAGUCCACUAGUGGGUGGCAGGACGAGCCCGGAGGGGCGGGGUCUGCAGCGGCCCCUGCCCCUCUCCUUCACCAUGGAUGACGAAGACGAUAAGUAUGAUGGCGGCGACGGUGGCGACGAGGAGAGCACUCGCGACUCCUGCAAGCCGCUCAAGCGUCAAUGCAGCGAUGAAUCGCGCAAGCGCGGCAUGGCCAGUCCCAACCUCUCUCCCAUCUACCACCCCUGCGGCAACUCACUCAUGGACCAAGAUGAUGGCAAUUAUGUUGACGUUGACGCCCUUCCCGGCACCGUGGUCGACGCCGACGAUGACAAUAAGGGCAGCGAAAGUGCACCUUGA
Messenger RNA from Echinococcus granulosus, 1434 nucleotides. RefSeq lists its product as hypothetical. Gene Ontology annotation, biological process: regulation of mitotic nuclear division; activation of protein kinase activity; regulation of mitotic spindle organization. The coding region runs from base 1 to 1434 and encodes 477 amino acids. Gene Ontology annotation, molecular function: protein kinase binding. NCBI's taxonomy places the organism in Eukaryota, Metazoa, Platyhelminthes, Cestoda, Cyclophyllidea, Taeniidae. The record is from RefSeq and is a predicted model, not a curated record. The transcript is spliced from 7 exons. Gene Ontology annotation, cellular component: nucleus; cytoplasm.